AAAGUAUUUAUCUCAGCAAUGGGACAAAGCUACAGAAAAGGGAGAAGUUGGGAAGAUCUCAAUAGAAAAGUAUGUUUCAGUCUUAACGAAGAGCUGGCCUCCAUGACUGCAGCAGGGGAGAAGGAUGAGUCCCUGCAGAUACCGAGGGAAUAUCCCUUCACGAUGCACACAGUGGGCGCGCAGACCAUGGCCGUCUUCAGCCAAAGCGAAGCAGAUGAAAUCAGUCUGGAGGGGAUGGUGGUGCACAGAGCUGAAUGUCGACCGGUCGUAUCUGACAGCUACAUGAAGGUGAAAAGGCUGCAGAUUGAGUCCGCCAAACCUCAACGUUUGGCGCAGCAGCUGGAUAGAGCUGUCACUACCAUCUUUAAGCCUGUGGCCAACCACGACUUCAAUCUGGAGUUUGAGAAGAAGAAGAAGUCCGAGGGGAAGAUGGUGAGGGCUGAUCGACAGGUGGUUCUGGACAUGCUCUUCUCUGCCUUUGAGAAGCAUCAGUAUUACAGCUUCAAGGACCUGGUGGACAUCACCAAACAGCCUGUGACCUACCUGAAAGAAAUCAUGAGGGAAAUCGGUACAUGCAAUCGCAAAGGAGCGCAUAAAAGCACCUGGGAGCUGAAGCCAGAGUACCGACACUACCAGCCGGGUGAGGAAGAGGAGAAGAGCCCCUAGCUUCAUCAGCAUACCUGUUCAUUUAGAGGAUUCAUUCAA
Cyprinodon variegatus (sheepshead minnow) is the source of this 705-nucleotide messenger RNA. RefSeq names its product general transcription factor IIF subunit 2-like. The record is from RefSeq and is a predicted model, not a curated record. Gene Ontology annotation, biological process: transcription by RNA polymerase II; transcription initiation at RNA polymerase II promoter. Gene Ontology annotation, cellular component: transcription factor TFIIF complex. NCBI's taxonomy places the organism in Eukaryota, Metazoa, Chordata, Actinopteri, Cyprinodontiformes, Cyprinodontidae. Bases 19 to 666 code for a protein of 215 amino acids. The transcript is spliced from 6 exons.